AAAUUUAAUUGAUCACUCCGUUCAACUCUCUCUCUCUCUCCCGUUUCUCUGGUAAUCGCCACCACCAUCUCCAAAUGGAUCACCAAAAUCCAGAUCAAAUCUCACCGCCUGAUCCAACUCUCACAUCUGAAUCACCAAACCAUGUCCAUCGUUUCGACGUCUCCACCGGAAGUUGCGUUGGCUGCGGCGGACCGACUUCUUUUCCCCCUCCGCCGUCUUGGUCCGAAAAUUCUCCUCCUCCGGCUUAUCGCCCAAUCAGAUCUCCGGCCAUCAACAUUCCUCCUCAUAUCAACACUCAACAAGCCAUCAUUCUCGCUCCCGUUCCUCAAGCGCAGAAAGUCCUAAUGGUCUCACCGCCUUACCAAUUCCAGUCUGCGAUAAAAAAGAUCAAAUCUCCAGAAGACAUCCGCCACUUCCACGACUCCGAUUCCGGUAAGAAUUUCAUUGGCUUUGUCGUCGCGUUAAGUGAUUCCACCCGCGGGAGGAAGAUUUCUGAUCCCUGUCACGAAUCCUCCACUAUCUCCUCCAUUGUCUCCAUUCUCGAAACCCUAAGUCAAUUAAUCGAAGAAGUUCCUCCAGUUGCGCAGUCAUCGCGUUAUGGAAACUACUCGUACAGGACAUGGCAUUCUAGAAUGGUUGAUGACGCAGAUAAGUUCAUGCUCAGUUUUCUUCCGGAUGAUCUGGCCUCCGCCACAGUUGAGUUAGUACCCUAUUUUACUGAUAGCUUUGGAAAUUCAACACGGAUUGAUUAUGGAACUGGACAUGAAACGAACUUCACUGCUUGGUUGUAUUGCCUCGCGAGAUUGGGAUUGAUCAAGGAAGAAGACUAUCAAGCUGUGGUUUCUAGAGUUUUCUCAAAGUACCUCGAGCUGAUGAGGAAGUUACAGUUGGUAUAUUGUCUAGAGCCUGCUGGUUCGCAUGGUGUUUGGGGAUUGGAUGACUACCAUUUUAUCCCAUUUAUAUUUGGGUCGUCACAGUUGAUUAAUCACAAGUACAUGAAACCUAAGUCCAUUCUAAACGAUGAUAUACUUGAGAGUUUCUCCAAUGAGUACUUUUAUGUUUCGUGCAUAGCAUUCACAAAGAAGAUGAAGAAAGGAUUGUUUGCAGAGCAUUCCCCGUUGUUGAACGAUAUUACUUGUGUUCCCAAUUGGAAUAAAGUUAACAGUGGAAUGCUUAAGAUGUACAAAGCGGAAGUCUUGGAGAAGGUUCCUAUAAUGCAGCAUUUCCUCUUUGGCUCGCUCAUCAAAUGGGACUAGAGAUAUCUUAUAAUUAGAAGAUUACUCCUGAAUUGUUUGGGGAACAAUUUUGGUGACAAUAAUGUGUGUACUUUUGUUCUGAUAUGAGUUACUGUUCGAUGAUGUUGCUGGUUUAAAUUUAUCGUUUUUUAGAUAAUCAAAUCGUUAUUUGCGGGUUAAAUAUAUUUGGCUGUUCUCUUUA
Messenger RNA from Impatiens glandulifera, 1437 nucleotides. Its product is annotated as serine/threonine-protein phosphatase 2A activator. The transcript is spliced from 2 exons. Gene Ontology annotation, molecular function: protein tyrosine phosphatase activator activity; peptidyl-prolyl cis-trans isomerase activity. The record is from RefSeq and is a predicted model, not a curated record. Gene Ontology annotation, cellular component: protein phosphatase type 2A complex; cytoplasm; nucleus. The coding region runs from base 75 to 1256 and encodes 393 amino acids. Lineage: Eukaryota; Viridiplantae; Streptophyta; Magnoliopsida; Ericales; Balsaminaceae. Gene Ontology annotation, biological process: mitotic spindle organization.